Messenger RNA from Zootoca vivipara (common lizard), 1128 nucleotides. The record is from RefSeq and is a predicted model, not a curated record. Lineage: Eukaryota; Metazoa; Chordata; Lepidosauria; Squamata; Lacertidae.
AUGAUUCCAAUGAAGUUAAACCCUGCAGUAUGUGCAUUAUUCUUCACUUUCCUGGCACUCUAUAUCAUCACUCUGGCAGGAAACCUUCUCAUCAUUCUCCUGACAUUGGCUGACCCUGCCCUCCACACUCCCAUGUAUUUCUUCCUAAGAAACCUGUCUUUUCUGGAGAUCUGCUACACAUCUGUCAACGUUCCUAAGAUGCUGGCAAACCUCCUUUCUGGAAAUAAAUCCAUCUCCUUCAUUGGAUGUGCUCUGCAGACCUACUUUGUAUUCUUCCUUGGGGGGUCAGAAUGUUUCCUCUUGGCCUCAAUGGCCUUCGAUCGAUACAUUGCCAUUUGUAAGCCCUUGCACUAUCCCAUCCUGAUGAGCCGAAAGGUUUAUACUACAUUAGCUGUUGUGUCUUGGUUAAGUGGGUUUCUGAUGUCCUUUGGUCACACCAGCAUGCUGUUUACUCUCUCCUACUGUGGUUCCAAUGUGAUCAACCACUUUGUUUGUGACAUCCCUCCUUUGCUGAAAUUGGCUUGUGGGGACACCUCAAGGGUUGAAAUUGGAGUCUUUGUUGGGGCUAUGAUUUUUGGGACGUUGCCUUUUAUCCUGAUCUUGAUGUCUUACGCUGGCAUUAUUACCACCAUUUUGAAGAUCUCCUCCUCUGAAGGUCGGAAGAAGACCUUCUCCACCUGCUCUUCACACCUCAUUGUGGUGACCUUGUUCUAUGGUUCUGCUUGUAUUACAUAUUUGAAGCCCAAUUCCACUUACUCACCAAACACUGGCAAAUAUCUCUCCCUUUUCUAUACUGUUAUUGGUCCCAUUUUGAACCCUCUCAUAUACAGCUUGAGGAAUAAAGAGGUAAAACGUGCCUUUAAAAGAAUUUAUAUCAGGUUAUUCAUACUAUUUAUAUUAUUUAUUUCAGACUUUCCUAGAAUUGAAAACCUCUGCAUUUCAAGGGGGAAAGGUCCAGGUCAACUCUGGGAUGGGGAAGACAGGUCAGGGUACAUCCAGUUUUUGUUUCACAGUGUUCAAAUCUUCAAGACUCCAUCCGCACUCAAUAAGCAUGAAAUUUCUUCCAGUAGUGUAUACCUCACAGCAGAGGAUGAGAUUUGUCUCAAAUACAAGAUCUAUCCAUCCUAG